CAAAGUUUGAUUAAAAACGUUAAUACUAGCCAAAGCUAUAUUGAAUAUCCCAAAAAACCGAUAUAUUCAAAAAUAUUUAUAUUCAAAAUCUCAAUCAAAAGCUUGAACAUUUCGAACAUGUUUUUUUGGUUGCUUUUCAUGCCCUUGAUCAUUGAAGGUGUUUAUGACAACAACAACGCUAUUUGUCAAGAAUGGACAGAAUCUUAUAGUCAAGGAGGUGUUGGAGAGUCAAGCUGUGUGGUGCCUGGAUCAGUUGGUAAGUGCGGCAACUGCAUGACCAUGAACGACUGUGGAGAGGGGAGAUUCUGCUGUCCCUUCAUGAAGAAGUGUGUGUUCAGUUCGGAGGGCUGCUACUACCCCAUUGCCGAUUGUGGACCCAGAUGCUACGAUAGCGACGACCCCACUAAAUGUUCAUGCAGUGAUCCUGACUUCCCCAACCAGUGGGUGUCAUGCACCAAUGACCCCCAAUCAUUCCAGUUUUAUGGGGAGGUACAGGAGUCAUCGGAAAUGGCUUACACUAGAGAGGAGGGAUCGAAUGGGGCUGUCGCUGAGACUGAUGAUUUCUCCGAGGGUGCUCUUUGCAAUCAUAACAGACUCAGAGCGGCGGGAGGGUUGUCCCCUUUGACUUGGGAUCAAUGCUUGGCCGGGUUUGCGAGGACCCACGCACUGAAGCUAAAGGAGGAAAACGCUUGCAAGAUGGCAAAUUCUGAGAAUUGGGAGAGGGAAAACUUGUGUGGAUUUGGUCACGCAGGCGAGAAUCUAUACUGGGCCAUGAGUGGAAGUGGAAUUGACAAUUCGAUGAGAAAAAACGCGGGAUGGAGCGCCACACAAUCAUGGUGGGAUGAGUUGAAUGGUUACGUGUAUGGAGUGUCGGAAGAUUCGAGUGGCAACCUAUCCCCAGGCAGCUACACAAUGUGCAGCACCAGAAACAGCCACGGCCAAGUUGGACACUUCACUCAGGCAAGUGAUGUGAUGUGGGAUGACACAACCCACCUCGGCUGCGACUUCGCCGAGUGCUACAACUCCCUUGUAAUUGUCUGCAUCUACGGCAAAGCUGGAAACUGGGGUGGACAAGCCCCAUUCUCAAUUGCCCAGAGGGACAAACUGAACCAGAGUCCCGAAGCGGGGGACUUCGGAGGACUUCCAACGUGCACCGACGGGGGUCCGAUGAACAAUGACGGCGUCACGACUGAUGCGGUGACAACUAUUCCGACAACCACGACGUCAACCACAACAACAACUACGACAACUACCUCGACGACUUCUGUUCCGACAGACUUUGUGAUUCCGCUGGGUGGUGAUGGUGUAUGUCAAGGUCAAUGGGGAUCGCAAUGCAUCUUUCCGAUCGACACUCCAUGGGGGAGGGCAACUAAUUGCAACUUCUUCGUCAAUCUGGGAUUCGACUCCGAAUAUUUUUUCCUGUAUAGUGAAGGUGAUUCGCACUAUGUGGACAUUUGUGACCCUAGUGACGCUGAUUGUCCGUACUAA
Symsagittifera roscoffensis is the source of this 1488-nucleotide messenger RNA. RefSeq lists its product as uncharacterized. The transcript has 6 exons. Lineage: Eukaryota; Metazoa; Xenacoelomorpha; Acoela; Convolutidae. Bases 118 to 1488 code for a protein of 456 amino acids. The record is from RefSeq and is a predicted model, not a curated record.